This is a messenger RNA of Alligator sinensis (Chinese alligator), 1872 nucleotides long. RefSeq names its product trace amine-associated receptor 7a-like. Gene Ontology annotation, biological process: G protein-coupled receptor signaling pathway. The coding region runs from base 16 to 1050 and encodes 344 amino acids. NCBI's taxonomy places the organism in Eukaryota, Metazoa, Chordata, Crocodylia, Alligatoridae. The record is from RefSeq and is a predicted model, not a curated record. Gene Ontology annotation, cellular component: membrane. The transcript has a single exon. Gene Ontology annotation, molecular function: trace-amine receptor activity.
AAGAGCUUGAGGAAAAUGAUGGACUCCGCUUUUCCUGAAAAGGAAGAUCUGCAGUACUGUUUUGAGGACAUAAAUGGAUCGUGUUACAAAAUAACACGAUCUCCUGCACUCCGAGUAGUUUUGUACUUUGUUCUUGGCUUUCUCACAAUUCUUACCGUAGGAGGAAACCUGAUGGUAAUUAUUUCAAUUACUUACUUCAAACAGCUUUACACUCCUACAAACUUUUUGAUUGCAUCUUUGGCCUAUGCUGAUUUUAGCUUAGGUCUGAGUGUACUGCCUUUCAGCGCUGUCAGAUCCAUUGAAACCUGCUGGUUCUUUGGGGAAACCUUCUGUAGAUUUCACAGUUGCUUAGUUGCAUUGUUUUGUUAUGCAUCAAUAUUUAACUUGUGUUUCAUCUCAGUUGAUCGGUUUGUUGCUGUCAAUGACCCUCUGAUUUAUCCUCUCAGGUUCACAGUGCCAGUGUCUGGACUGUUCAUAGCUGUGGCCUGGGCACUCUCCAUACUGUACAGUUUUUCAGUCUUCUACACUGGGGCUAAUGAUGAAGGGGUAGAAGAAUCAAAGAAUGCUCUCCCCUGUGCAGGGAAAUGUCAAAUUACUUUCAAUAAGACCUGGGUGUUCAUAUCCUCUCUCCUUUAUUUCAUACCUUUUCUGACAAUGAUAGUCCUUUACAGCAAAAUCUUCCAAGUGGCUAAACAGCAAGCUCGAAUGAUAGAGAGCAUGAGCAACAAAACGCAGUCCUCAGAUAAUUACAGUGACAGAGUGGGAAAAAGAGAGAGAAAGGCUGCUAAAACACUAGGUAUAGCUGUGGUUGCUUUCUUGGUAUUCUGGGCACCUUAUUGUAUGUGUGUAAUAACUGAUACUUUCCUUGACUAUGCAACUCCACCUUUUGUUGUUGACAUUGUAAGUUGGCUUGCUUAUUCAAACUCUGCCAUUAAUCCUUUGAUUUACUCUUUCUUUUAUGCUUGGUUUCGUAAAGCAAUGAAAGUGAUUGUGAGCUGUAAAAUAAUAAUGUAUGAUUGCUCAGCAAUGAAUUUAUUGUCAGAAUGGUAAUGCAAUAUAUUUCUCCUAUGUUCCCAUUAGAGAUCACAGAAAGUCCUGUAGGUAUUGAAUUUUGAAUUGUGGUAUUUUUGAUUUUCAGGUUUACUACAUGAUUUUUUUGAUCUGAAUGAAAAGAAUUCUUAAGUAAAAGUGUGUUGGCUAUUUAUUUAAAAAUAUUUUUGCAAGUGUUGUAAAGUGAUCAUAAUUUUUUUGUAGCCCUUCUGCCAAGCACAGGUUGGCAGUGAGAAGGGCUGGGUUCACAUUCCUGUGUACUCGAUGAGUUAUAUCAGGGGCUUGAGCCCCUACCCUGAGAUCUGGGAACACUAAAUUUGCUGAUGUGUCCUACAUAAACAAAAACCCAUCGUCGCAAGCAGCAUAAACACAAAAGAAGAUAUUUAUUACAGAGAAUAAAGGCAAGGAAAACACAGGAAAACACUAAAUACAAUUGAAAAUACUAUUAACUACGAGGCAAAGUCUAAAGGUUGCACCCUCUUGGGGAGGCUUUAUCCAUGUCCAGGCAGUCUGGCACUUGGGAGGGGUUCCCUAAAGGGUAGUUUCAGGGUCUUGCACCCCUAUACCUGCCCUUCAACAAUGGGCUGCAGAGGGCAGCCCACACUGGAGAGUCCUCUGAGCUGCUCCUUGGGUUUGCUGCAUUGCAGGAAGCUGCUCGAAAGUAUAGGUACUUCUGUGUUGCAAGGGGACAUGUUGCUCUUGCAGAAGUUGUAGAGUGCCAACGUCCACUUCUGCAUGGUGGCUUUGAGGGGUUAACUGUGACUUUCAUCAGCAUACUGCAUCCCAAAAUUCCUCUUCCUAAUCCCAGCUCUGCUGAGACAG